AUGUUCGAUGCUGAAAUCUUUCAUGGCCUCUCAGCUGAUGCUCGAGUACUGGUUGAUCGUGCACGAAUCGAAUGUCAGUCAUACAAGCUCACUCUCGAAGAUCCUAAAUUCACGCAAUCUCCUGGUCGUCGGCCGUUUGGCAUUUCGAUGUUGAUCGGCGGCUUCGAUUUUGACGGUCAUCCACGUCUGUUCAAAACUGAACCAUCUGGAGCGUACUACGAAUAUCUUGCAAAUUCUACUGGUCGUGGUGAAAAACCUGUUCGUGAGUACUUGGAGGAGCACUAUAGUGACGACACUAUCAAGGAUGAAGCGUCCACUCUCAAGCUUGUUGUGAAGGCUCUCUCGCAGGUCGUUCAGUCAGGUGCACAAAAUAUAGAAAUUGCUGUGAUGAAGACAACUGACGUAGUAAGUUAUUUAUGUGUAAUUGUUUUCUGUUUAUUUUCUUUAUUUUUUCCAACUUCUUAUCGUUUGCAUGAUGCUAAUGGUCACUUUCUUCAGCCUGGUGAAUGCACACAUCGUGUUCUUACUGUUGAAGAGGUUGAGGCGCUCAUGAAAGUGGUUGAGGAAGAGCGCGAAGCCGCAGAAGCAGAAGAGGCAGCUAAAAAGAAGCCAUGA
Cylicostephanus goldi is the source of this 615-nucleotide messenger RNA. NCBI's taxonomy places the organism in Eukaryota, Metazoa, Nematoda, Chromadorea, Rhabditida, Strongylidae. The record is from the annotation of a GenBank genome assembly.